Molecule: messenger RNA, 1419 nt
Organism: Kalmanozyma brasiliensis GHG001
Lineage: Eukaryota; Fungi; Basidiomycota; Ustilaginomycetes; Ustilaginales
Product: RAI1-like protein
Exons: 1
Coding region: 1-1419 (472 amino acids)
Biological process (GO): NAD-cap decapping; nuclear-transcribed mRNA catabolic process
Cellular component (GO): nucleus; cytosol
Molecular function (GO): mRNA 5'-diphosphatase activity
Source: RefSeq, a predicted model, not a curated record
AUGUCCUCGAGCGCACGCAUCAUAGCAACGCUCAAGCAUCCUCGUACACAGAACGGCUUCUCCGGCUCGCCCUACACGGCACCCCCGCUGUUCCAACAGCCGGCACCGCUGUGCUCCUUCUCGUUCGACGAAACCCGCAAGCAAUGGCAAGAUGAUCGAUGCAAGCGGUACUAUCGUGGUCCGCCGCCCUACAACAACCGGCAUCCGCACCAGGGCCGAGCACCACCUGUGUCUGGAGCCGACCUCAACUACGGCCUGGAACGCUUCGUUCGGCGCGACGAGUCGGUGCCGGAGCAUCUGGAUGCGCUCGCCGCAUCCUUGCAGCACAGAACCGAAAGCGCUGCAUCCGAAAAGGAGCGUGACGAACUCGAUCAGGAAAGAAGAAAGGCAGACGUGGUCACCUGGCGAGGCAUCGUUACCAAGAUCUGCACGGCAUACGAGCAGAGCGCCGAGGCCAGAUUCUCCGAUCCGCUCAACCUCAAUGCCAUGAUGAUGGACGGCACGCUGUAUCUGGAGGAGUUCGCCUCCGCAUCAGCCAUGACAGAGAAGCAGAGGAAGGAAGAUGACCCCAAGAUGCUGCGCAUGGGCUACUACGGCUAUUCAUUCGAGAGCUAUUGCACGGUCGAGACCGAAGCACAGACACGCGAGCCUUUCCGACCGACGCCGCAGAAGAAUUCGCCGGUGUCUCAUCCAGCAGGAUGGUCCGGAGAUGUCAACACGAACGUGCAAUGGUGUCAAGUGGUCAAGACCAAGUUGGGCGACAAUCGUCUCGUGAUCGGAGGCGAAGUGGAUGCGGUGGAGCGCAACCCGGCUACUGGCCGCGAGGAGCUAGUGGAGCUCAAGACGUCGAUGCAGAUGACCUCGGCGCAACGCAAUCCUGGGAAAGCAGCGAUGGACCAGGAGCGGUUCGAGAAGAAGCUGCUCAAGUUCUUCCUGCAGAGCUACCUGCUUGGUAUCAGCAAGAUCGUGGUCGGGUUUAGAGACUACCAUGGGUUCUUGACGACCCAUCAAGAUUUCGAGACGCUGCGCAUCCCACGCAUGGUGCGAGCUGGUCAGCCGAUUGCAGGACAGUUUGACCACGCAGGCAAGCCGUUGAUUCGCGAGCAGUCGGUAUGGGAGCCCAAGGACGCCCUAGGCUUCGGCGAUCAGAUUUUGUCGUUCAUUCGCAAGACCAUUUCGAGCUACAGCGCCGCAGAGACAGCGGCUGAAGGCGGGGUGGGGCACGGCAAGGUGCAACAUCCGGUGUUCCGCGUCACGUUUCAGUCGCCGUUCGAGCAAAUCGAGAUACGCCAGCUCAGCGAGCAAGAAGUGUUGGAAGAGGCGCAAGACGGUGGCAGGUCGGGAGAAAGAGUCGGCUUCUUACCUCAAAGUUUCCACGACUUUGUUCAGUCACGAGCGCGGACCACCACUCAGCCGUGA